Zonotrichia albicollis (white-throated sparrow) is the source of this 868-nucleotide messenger RNA. Lineage: Eukaryota; Metazoa; Chordata; Aves; Passeriformes; Passerellidae. The record is from RefSeq and is a predicted model, not a curated record.
AUGCAUCCAACACCUGCUGGUGCUCAGAAGCUCCCAGGGGCAGCUGAAGUGGAGUCCGAGAAGCCCCUGUGGAGAGUGAAGGUCACUGUGAUUCUGGGAGCCCACAACAUAAUGAGGCAAGAAGAGAGCCAGCAGGUGAUCCCUGUUGUAGAAAAGGUCAUCCAUCCUAAAUAUUCCCGUAAAGACGGGAAUAAUGACAUUGUGCUGCUGAAGCUGAAGAAAAAAGCCAAGAUCAAUGAGUAUGUGCAAAAUAUCUCCUUUGCCAAGGAAAAUGAACAUGUGAGAGCAGGAGAUUUAUGCACGGUGUCUGGCUGGGGCCGGACAUCUCUGGACCCGCCGCCGAGUGAUGUCUUGAUGGAGGUGGAACUGAAGGUGCAAAAGGCAAAGAUCUGUCAGCAGUUUUUCCGUAACUACCAGCCUCAGUCUAUGAUCUGUGUUGGUGAUGAAAACCGUAAAAAAUCACCUCAGAGGGGUGAUUCUGGUGGCCCAUUAGUCUGCAAUAAGAAGGCUCAUGGCAUUGUUUCUCAUGGGUAUGAAGACGACCUCUUCCCUGAGGUAUUCACCAGGAUCUCGUACUUUGAGCCCUGGAUCCGUGAGCAGCUGAGAAGUUUUGCAAUCCAAGAUAUUCCUGGCUCUCCAUCCUCUAAAUAAAAUGCUCAUUGCCCCUUCUCCACGAUGCAUCCAACACCUGCUGGUGCUCAGAAGCUCCCAGGGGCAGCUGAAGUGGAGUCAGAGAAGCCCCUGUGGUGCAGGCACAGGCUUUGGCACUGAGUCUCCUGGCAAGCUACAAAUGCAGCUCCCAAGUACACCCAGCUUCCCAUUGCUCCCUUUCUCCCACUGCCGCUCCAGCUCUGCUUGUGGCCAUCAA